AUGGCACCUGCAGCAGCUCCGGAGGCUGCUUUUAAGAAAGACGAGAAGGUCUUUUGUUUUCAUCAUGAGUUGCUGUACGAGGCCAAGAUACUUGAAGCGCGACCAGUAGAGGAAGACAAAAAGAACGGCUUCGAAUAUAGGGUGCACUACAAGGGCUGGAAGAACACCUGGGACGACUGGGUUCCUGAAGACCGGCUUCGCAAGCUGUCUCCCGAGAACCGGGAGUUGGCCAACAACCUCAGGCACGAGAUGCUGGCUGCCCAACGUGCCGCAAGAGCCCAACCCGCACCUGCGAAGAAGAAGGCGCAAGGUUCGGCACGUGGUAGCGAAGAGCGCCAAACUUCCGUCACUGCUGCACCGCGUGGUCAGAAGAGGGUGCGUGACAACGACCUAGAGAAGGAAGAAGCGUUCCAGAACAAGCUGGCUGUGAGGAUUUACAUGCCAGACAGGCUGAAGAGCCUCCUAGUCGACGAUUGGGAGAACAUCACCAAGAACUUGCAGCUAGUACAGCUGCCUUCAGCUUACCCUGCAGGCGUCAUACUAGAUGAGUACAUGAAGCAUGUCAACGACAACAGCAACCGCACUAGUAUCGAGCGCGACAUUCUCGAGGAAGUUAUAGCAGGACUAAAAGAGUACUUCAAUAAAAGUGUCGGCCGCCUUCUUCUGUACCGCUUCGAGCGAGAGCAGUUUUACGAGAUUUGGUCGCGCAUUCAACAACCGACUGAUGAACUUGCGGGAAAGCCGCUGGCUGACAUCUAUGGCGGCGAGCACCUUUUGCGUCUUCUAGUCACCAUGCCCGAGCUCAUCGCGCAGACCAACAUGGACCACCAGGCUGUCACGCGCUUGCGCGAGGAGCUCAGCCAGAUGACGACCUGGCUCUCCAAGGAAGCUCAGAUCAACACAUUCUUUGUACCUACCUACGAGAGCCCAGGGCAGGCCUAUAUCGACAAGGUCAAGUCCAGCUCGUAG
Messenger RNA from Alternaria atra, 969 nucleotides. RefSeq lists its product as uncharacterized. The coding region runs from base 1 to 969 and encodes 322 amino acids. NCBI's taxonomy places the organism in Eukaryota, Fungi, Ascomycota, Dothideomycetes, Pleosporales, Pleosporaceae. Gene Ontology annotation, cellular component: Rpd3S complex; NuA4 histone acetyltransferase complex; nucleus. The record is from RefSeq and is a predicted model, not a curated record. Gene Ontology annotation, biological process: chromatin organization; regulation of DNA-templated transcription. The transcript has 4 exons.